GAAAACUAAUAUGACAUUUCUUUUUGACAGUUGAUGUUACAGUGAUCGUGAAUGAAAAGCAGAGAUGAGAAAGAAGGAUCAUUGUAGAGUUGUGAUACCGGUACUAGCAUUGUGUUUCCUACUUCAGUAUGCAUUUUAUCACAUCUGGUAUAAUCCAAACCAAUCAUACGAUUCCAAGACAAGCCGCCCGGAAUUUAAGUUCAUCUUUCCAGAAAGUGCAAUUAAAGUGGCUAAUCUAACGUCUAGCAAUUCAAACAGUACUGUUAAACAAACAAAAAACAAAUCUAGGUACAACAUUGUAUUUUAUAACAUGCCCUCUUGGAUGUCAAUGGAAUUUAAAACUUUGGAUUCCUCUAAAUGUCCACACCAUGCACUGAAACACAGUUGUUUUGUUUACCCUAAAAACAACUACUAUAGUUCUUCAAAGAGUAUUAUCUUCUUUGGUGAAAGCCUACCCGCACAAGUUCCAAACAGACUAAAGGGACAAAUGUGGACAUUCUUUUCAAUUGAGUCUCCAUUUCUGUAUUCUGUACCCCGACAAUGGAAGGAUAAAUUCAAUUGGACACUGACAUAUAGAAGAGAUUCUGAUUUCUUUUUCUUUUAUGGAAAAAUAAGUAAAAGACAGAUUCCUCUAAUACGAAAUUACUCAGAAAUAUUUCGAAGAAAGAAGAAAACUGUUGCCUGGGCAGUCAGUAAUUGUAAAACGUCUUCAAAGCGGGAAGUCUACAUAAAAAAACUUCAGGACUUUAUUAAUGUUGAUGUAUAUGGAAGAUGCGGGAAACUUAAAUGUGGCAGAAGAUCGGCCGGAGUAACAGAUUGUCACAAAAAAUUCGCGGAAGAAUACAAGUUCUACCUUGCUGUUGAGAACUCAGUAUGUAAAGAUUAUACAACUGAAAAGUUGUUCAACUUUUUCAAUCAUAACCUGACAAUGAUACCUAUUGUUAAUGGACCUCAGAAUGUUCAUGAGUAUAUCCCAAAAGGAACAUAUAUAAACAUUCUAGAUUACUCUUCGCCGUCAGAAUUAGCGAAGGACCUCCACCGAAUUGGAUCAAACGAAACACUUUACUCUCAAUAUCUACGAGAAAAGGACAAAUAUCAGAAUGAAGGAUUUAGCUGGGAGGGAGUUUUAUGUCCAAUGUGUGCCAGACUACAAGAUACUGGACAGACAGCAACUAUUUCUGACAUUCAUUCUUGGAUAUGGAAUAAUACUUGCAUCAAACCGUAAUGAAAGAUUCAUUUGCCAAUCAGAAAAAUUAUUUAUCUACUUUAUCUAAUUUUUGUUGAUUUAUUUCAAAGCAGAGAUCAAUAUCAUAUGUGUACAAUUAAUGCCAUAAAUCGCCUUUCACUGCUGUU
Saccostrea cuccullata (small rock oyster) is the source of this 1353-nucleotide messenger RNA. RefSeq names its product 4-galactosyl-N-acetylglucosaminide 3-alpha-L-fucosyltransferase 9-like. Bases 65 to 1225 code for a protein of 386 amino acids. Gene Ontology annotation, cellular component: membrane. The record is from RefSeq and is a predicted model, not a curated record. The transcript has a single exon. Gene Ontology annotation, molecular function: fucosyltransferase activity. NCBI's taxonomy places the organism in Eukaryota, Metazoa, Mollusca, Bivalvia, Ostreida, Ostreidae.